Messenger RNA from Artibeus jamaicensis (Jamaican fruit-eating bat), 514 nucleotides. Its product is annotated as eotaxin-like. The record is from RefSeq and is a predicted model, not a curated record. Gene Ontology annotation, cellular component: extracellular region. Gene Ontology annotation, biological process: cellular response to type II interferon; positive regulation of ERK1 and ERK2 cascade; lymphocyte chemotaxis. Gene Ontology annotation, molecular function: CCR chemokine receptor binding; chemokine activity. The transcript is spliced from 3 exons. NCBI's taxonomy places the organism in Eukaryota, Metazoa, Chordata, Mammalia, Chiroptera, Phyllostomidae. The coding region runs from base 48 to 353 and encodes 101 amino acids.
CCGACAGCAGCAACUCCCUCGCUGAAGCUCUCUCCCCACCCUCCAGCAUGAAGGUCUCCGCAGCCCUUCUGUGUCUGCUGCUGGCAGUGGCCGCCCUCGGCAGCCAGGUGCUCGGUCACCGAGCCCCCAGUUCAGUUAUUGGCCCAACCGUUUGCUGCAUCAACAUGGCCAACAAGAGCAUCUCUGUUAAGAGACUGAAGAGCUACAGGAGACUCACCAGCAGCAGAUGUCCCCUGGAAGCUGUGAUCUUCAGGACCAAACAGGCCAAGGACGUCUGUGCCAACCCCAAGGACAAGUGGGUCCAGAGGGCCAUGAAGUACCUGGACCAGAAGUCCCAAACCCCCAAGCCAUAAACGCUCACCUUUCUCAUACCGAGCCAGACCUUGAGAAAUGCUUGAUUCAUUUCCUCUAGUCUUUGUAAGAUGCAUUCUGUGACAAUCUCAUCAUCCUUCCAAAAGGAACACUUUUGUCUAAUAAUAAACACUAUUGCAUUUAAGUUAUUGAUGUAUUUAAA